Temnothorax curvispinosus is the source of this 1983-nucleotide messenger RNA. RefSeq names its product nucleoside diphosphate-linked moiety X motif 19. The record is from RefSeq and is a predicted model, not a curated record. The transcript is spliced from 5 exons. Gene Ontology annotation, molecular function: hydrolase activity, acting on acid anhydrides, in phosphorus-containing anhydrides. Bases 685 to 1785 code for a protein of 366 amino acids. Gene Ontology annotation, cellular component: mitochondrion. Lineage: Eukaryota; Metazoa; Arthropoda; Insecta; Hymenoptera; Formicidae.
CUACGUGCCCGGAACUCCAUACUCCAUCCGGAGAUCCUCGGCGCGAUUGGGAUUGGGAAUUGUGUUUAUUGUGUCGUGAAAUGCAAAUAAAGUAAUAAACUCGAUUUCCCCCACCGACCCAAAUCGACCCGACAAUCACACUGUGGAGUGUAGGGAACUUAUUAAGUGCGAAAGGCGAACGGAGAAGUGUAGUCUGUGUAGUGUAGGACGAUAAAUAUAAAUAGUAAUAAAAUUAAGAAAAUAAUUAGGAAAAAUGAUAAGCAAAGCUGCAGUGUUGCAGUCAUAUUGGUUUGUUACUCAAUAACGAUAGAUAAGAGUGACAGAGUGGCUGGUACAACUCGCGAGAACAUGGCAUACAAUAGUGUACAACGAUAAUUAUAAACGGUAAUAAAAUUAAGAAAAUAAAAUUAGGAAAUGCCAUAUACAAACACAAUAUAAACGUAAUAAAAAGAUCGUUUAAACAAGACAACAUUGAGGUUCUUCCUUCGGUUCUUUCGUCGCUAAAUGGGCCGAGUUCGCGAUUUAAAACUGAAUUUUAUUAUCGUGGCGUGGUGUAAUUUAUCGUGACGACGUUCGCGGUCUAAUUCGAUAACGAUAUUCGGCAGUAGGAUUUUCUCAUUAGAUUUUCGCCAGUGGAUCCGCGGUGAUUCGACCUCGCGUGCGGCAGAAUUAAAUCACGAGAGGAUGAAGGCUUGGCAGGACGCAGCGAGUUUGAUAUUAGCAGCACGCCACGGGCAGACGUACAGUCGCGCGGUGUCUCCUGCAGUCCACAAUUACCAGCUGCUAUGUCUGAAGCGUCAUCAGAAGUCGAGCUUCAUGCCGGGAUUGUACGUCUUCCCGGGCGGCACGGUGGACCCAGCCGACGCCAAUCUGAAAUGGCGCGAGUACUUCGCUACCUUCGGCCUGGACAACGAUAGGCUCGUGUCUCUGGUGCCGAGGACGGCGAGGACCCCGUCGCGACCGCAGAUCUUUCGUUCGAGGGAGAACGAGCUGCUCAGAGAGGUCUCGCUGCGAAUCACGGCGAUUCGCGAGACCUUCGAGGAGUGCGGAAUCCUGAUCUGCAGACGCAACCGAGACAGCGGUGCUCCCGCCGGCUGGGCCGAGCACGUGUCGAUUCCCGAGGACGAGCUGCAAACGUGGCGGACCAAGGUCCACAACGACGCGACGGAAUUCUUCAAUCUCUGCCGGAAACUGGAGUGCCAUCCGGAUUUAUGGGCGCUGCACGAAUGGAGGAAUUGGUUGACACCCACGACCACGUACGACAAACGGUACGACACCGCCUUCUACUUGACUUGCAUGCCGUACGUGCCGCACGCCGAAUACGAAGCCGUGGAAAUGGAGGAUCUGAAAUGGGACACCCCGGAAAGGCUUUGCUCAACGGGCAUCACGUUUCCACCGCCGCAACAGUGCGAGAUCGCCAGGUUGACCAAGAUUAAAAAUAUCGACGAUCUCCUGGACAUCGCCGUGGAACGCGAUAGAGAAGGCAUGCAGUUCUAUUUGCCGGUGCGCAUGCUCAUGAAGGAUGGCGUUGUGCACGUCUUACCUGGAGACACGAUGUACCCGAAGGAAGUUAGCUUGCUGGAGAAACAGGUGAUCGACAAGUCGGAGAUCACCAUGGAUGAAUUAGCGAGGAUAACCCCGGUAAAGAAUAGAAUGGAAUUUCUUGACACGAGAUUCAACAUAAUUUUCACUGACAAUGGUGAAGAUAAUAGCGUGGUGUUCCCGGUACCUGGAAAAAUUUCGAAGAUAACGCUCGGAAAUGAUGAACCUAGAAAUAAGCUCUAGAGUGAAUAAUGGAAAGCGUUUGAGACAACCAAAAGUCAUUGUAAUGGAAUGUUUUUGUAUAUUAAAUAACGCGACUCGAUAAGAAAUUGGUAAGAAGGGUAAUUACAUGUAUAAAUCAUCUGUUAUAUUUUUGUAAUACAAUACGUACAUUUAUAUCUGCGUAAUAAAUUGUUAACAAUAAACACGAACGUGUUGCCA